Messenger RNA from Aspergillus tanneri, 693 nucleotides. RefSeq names its product mitochondrial 54S ribosomal protein uL16m (gene MRPL16). Gene Ontology annotation, biological process: mitochondrial translation. Lineage: Eukaryota; Fungi; Ascomycota; Eurotiomycetes; Eurotiales; Aspergillaceae. Gene Ontology annotation, molecular function: structural constituent of ribosome; rRNA binding. The transcript is spliced from 3 exons. The coding region runs from base 1 to 693 and encodes 230 amino acids. The record is from RefSeq and is a predicted model, not a curated record. Gene Ontology annotation, cellular component: mitochondrial large ribosomal subunit; ribosome.
AUGAGACCGCAGAUUAAAAUAUUCUCAGGGCCUGAGUUACCCUUACUUAGGCCAAGUUGUUUAUUAACAUCGAAGGUUCAGCCGCUAUCACGAUGCUUUUCUACAACGUCGCCAGCCCUUGACUGGCUCACACCGAAGUUUAUGGAAAAGUCGAAGUCACCCAAAGGGCGUCCACAUGUCGCAACUGGUGGAUCUUCUCGAGGUACAACUGUCGUUUGGGGCGACUACGGUCUACGUAUGAAAGAUCACGACCGCCGACUGCCGGCCUCAUCGCUCAAAAUUGCAGAGGAAACAAUCAAGAGACGUUUAAGGGGCAUGGAUUACACUCUUUAUAAGCGUGUGAGUGCCAACCUUGGUGUCUACACCAAGGGUAAUGAACAACGUAUGGGUAAGGGUAAAGGCAAGUUCGAUUACUGGACGGCAAAGGUUCCAGUGAGCAGGAUUGUAUUUGAAUUGAAGGGUAAACUGCAUGAAAAGGUCGCGAGGGAAGCGUUUCGAUUAGCUGGUCAUAAAUUGCCUGGCCUCUGGGAAUUUGUGAAAAAGGGUGACCCGCCUGUUGUUGGCCUGACGAAACUUGGCAAUGGUGUGACUUUGGAAAGCCUCAAACGACCGCGCAGAAGCCCAGCAUUGGGUACGGAUAAUCUGGAUACGCCCCUUAUGUCAAAUUCUUCGAGCUCAUCCGCGUCCCAAUAA